Messenger RNA from Cherax quadricarinatus, 2343 nucleotides. NCBI's taxonomy places the organism in Eukaryota, Metazoa, Arthropoda, Malacostraca, Decapoda, Parastacidae. The record is from RefSeq and is a predicted model, not a curated record.
UCUCCCCCCAUGAGGACUUCAGAAUGUCUUUGUCUACAUCAUGGCUUCUCUUACCUGUAGUACGAAGUUUUGUGACAUCAGCUAAAUCAAACAUUAAUUGUCAUCGAGCUAGUAUAGCACGCAUUGGACGACUGACAUAUACACGCAAGUACCCAACAAUAUUAGUACAAAGUGAUGGAUCGACUCUAAACAUUAGAUACCAUGAACCACGAAAAAUAAUUAAGAUGCCACUUGACCUAUCCACUCUUACUGAAGCUGAGAGGAAGAAACGGAUAGAAGCUCGUAAACCUAAAAUUAAGGUGGUGAUAGAAGAGGAAAUUCAUGAUGACUUUAACCUGAGUACAUAUAAGCAUCUGUGGAAGAAGUAAUUUUUUAGUACUAUUAACUAUUUAUGAAGGAAAAUAGCUUUUUAAUUUUGUUUUAUUUGUUAAUUUUUCAUAAAUUGUCAGGUUUAUUUUUCACAGAUUAUUAAUAUCCUUGCAUUUUUUUUGAGAGUAGACUGCUGAUCACAGAAAAUUUCAUGCAACUUAAUAUUAUUUUAUGUAUUUUUUAUAGUAUAUAAUUCAUUAUCUGACCAGCUUCAAAAUUAUGCUUGACAUAUAUCAGGAGUUAAAGUAAGAUGUGGCUCAUGCACCACUAAACAGCAGCUUUUGCUCUGCAGUUUCCCAUUAGUUUUGUCCAAUAGACAUGGUUGGAAAUGAGUUCUGGAAGUUGGAAGUACAUACUACAUUGCCUACACUCUGAAAAUUAGGUGGGCAUGUUGCAUAUUGUAGAGUUACUCAAAUUGUUAUGUCUACACAUUAUGACUACACUGGUACUAUUUGUCAAAUACCUAAUACCAUGAAAUGUUUCAAAGUUCCUCAGUAUCCUUCAGUGUCUACACAUUUCUCACUAAUGUUCUUUUUACUGUGAAUGUCCUGGGUUUCUCUGUAAUUAUGUAUUCUGGCAAUGGCACUUUAGUUUCACUCAGUUUUUGUUUUAUAAUGCUCUCAAAUCAUUUCAUCAUUAUUCUUUAAUCUUGGCUUGCAUUCAUGAACACUACUUAAACCGUAGCAGAAUAAAUUUUGGAGAAAAUUACCCUAAUUAAUCCUCCAGUUUUGUACUCGUGGCAAACUAGUACUCCAGGUCUAUAACUUUUCUAAUUACUGUACCUUUUUUUUUUCUGAUCAGUGUUCAUCACUACCCAUUUCAUAUUUUUUUAAAACAACAGCUGUCUCCCUCCGAAUCACGGUGAUCCAAAAAAGAAUUAAUGUAAAGUUUUUCUUCUUUUUACAUUUAGUAAUUGCUCCCUUCCUCUUAGAUAAUUCAGUUUAAUUUCCCAAGAAGGCAUAUUCAAGUUAAAAUAGUUAAUUACCAGUAUGGUAGAAUUAGAUGACUUGGUGAAGAAAAUAUUGCCAUUUUUUUUUUUUUUUUUUGUAUCAUUUCAAAAAAGAGGAGCUCUGGCAUUUAAUAAGCACUAAAAUAAAAAACAAAAAGUUUAAAAAAGAAUUACCAUGUAUUCUCAGCCAAAAGACAAUCUUUAUUUCAUCAUUCUUAUAAAAAGUACAGAACAGUAUUAUUAUGUUAAUAAUGUUUUAUGUAUUCAGGCAUUGUAAUAUAUAUUAAACUGUAAACAUAGGAAUGGUAACAGUUCUCAUAUAAAAAUCACCUUUAAAUGUCGUAUAUCACAUCUAACAAUAUUACUAUACUGUACUGUGUUAUGAUGUAUUUGUGGAAUUUUAUUCGAAUUAAGUAAAAUGAAGGUUUUAUUAUGGAAACAUGGCAGAGUCAGUGUUACCUUAUGAUCAAUGAUAUACUGAGAAAAAUAAUGCUCAGAAUAUUUAGACAUUAAACAAUUAAUUCAUUCCAGAUAGGCAGAGAUAUUUAAGUGAUUACAGACUAAUAGUUCAAUGACUGUACUGUAUUUACUGUUUUUUGCUUGAUGGAGAUCUAAACAUUUAAAAAGAAUUACCAUGCUGUAUUUUACUUUUUUCUGGUUAUGCCCUUUAUUGUGGCUAAAAUACAGUAUUAGUGUAUUGUAAUAGCUUUAUUUCACUGCCCUGGAAUUGAUGGAAAGUGCAUCCAGUAUAAUACUGUAUAUGCCACAAGUUCUGUAUAGUUCACUGGUAAGAUGGUUAAUAUAAUUUAUCUAGAUAGCUACUUUCAUAGAUGCAUAGGUUUUGUAGUAUGUACUGUACUUAAGACAAAUACAUAUAAAUACACAAAAUACAUAUAAAUACACUCCUAAUACAUGUAUUCCAAUGUAAUUAAGAAAAGGUUUCCAUAUAUGUAAUUUUCAGGUAUGAAAUUACCAUUCUGUACUAUGUAACUUGUACAUAUUUUUUUUAAUAAUGGUAUCAAAUA